AAAAUAUAUUCUAAAAACGCAGAAUCACGACUCCACCAGCAGCCAGUCAUUCCCCCGACUGGAGGAGUCUUCUUCUGUAUAUGGAGCUACUACAAGAAGAAGAAGACGAAGACGAGGAAGAAGCCCAAGAACAUCGUUAACGAGAAGCCACCCCCCUUCCUCCUCCUCCUCCUCCUCCUUCUUCAAUCGCUAAAUCUCAGAAUCAAUUUUCCUCCUUUACGUACCACAUCUAUACAUAUACAGAAGACUCUAUUGUAAUACCAUACACUGCAUUCAUACAUACACACAUAAGAAGAGGAGGGGAGGAGGGUAGUGAAUUAUGAAGAUGGCGAAGGCGCAAUCCCUGUUUAGGAGGAGGAAGAAGGCUUCGCUGCCUCCCCACCCACCGGAGAUUGAAGCUACCACUAGCUCUGCCCUGGUGCCGGUCGUGCCCAAUAAUAAUAUUAAUAAUAAUAAUAAUUUUGCUUCUUCUUCUUCUACGGCGAUUGUGGCAGCCGCCGGGAAUAAUAAUAAGGCUUCUGUCGGGAAGAAGAAGGUGGGUGGGGCGGCGAGGUUGUGGAUGAGGUUUGAUCGGACGGGGCAGUCGGAGUUGAUUGAGUGCGAUAAAAGCGUCAUUAUUAAGCGCGUCUCUAUACCUGCUCGUGAUCUCCGAAUUCUCGGCCCUAUCUUCUCUCAUUCCUCCAGUAUUCUUGCUAGGGAAAAGGCUAUGGUAGUCAAUUUAGAGUUCAUAAGAGCUAUAGUUACAGCUGAAGAGGUAUUGCUGGUUGAUCCUCUGAGGCAGGAUGUUCUUCCAUUUGUUGAUCAGCUGAGGCAGCAACUUCCGCACAAAAGUGCUUUCAAGAAUGAUGGAACUGGCCAAAUAGUUGCACAAGAUGAUGAGAUGCUAUUUCCAACAUCUGAACAAUGGUUGCCUGCACCAGAAACUGUUGAAGGUAUGCAAGCAGAGCUUCCAUUUGAGUUCCAGGUUCUGGAGAUUGCAUUAGAAGUGGUUUGUACAUUCUUGGAUUCCAGUGUAGCAGAGCUAGAGAGAGAUGCUUACCCUGUUUUAGAUGAACUGGCUAUGAAUGUUAGCACCAAGAAUCUUGAGCGUGUUCGGAGUUUAAAAAGCAAUCUUACCCGAUUGCUUGCACGUGUACAAAAGGUCAGAGAUGAAAUUGAACAUCUUUUGGAUGACAACGAAGACAUGGCCCAGUUAUACUUGACAAGGAAGUGGAUUCAAAAUCAGCAAUCUGAGGCUCUAUUGGGAGCUAUGGUCUCAAAUAACAAUGUACCUGCUGCUACUCUUCUUCAACGACUUAAUUCUACAACAAGUGGGAGUUUGACCAUCAAUCAUUCAAAUGACCAUGAUGUUGAGGAUUUGGAAAUGUUGCUUGAGGCUUAUUUCAUGCAGUUGGAUGGCACUCGUAACAAGAUACUAUCUGUUCGGGAAUACAUUGAUGACACAGAGGAUUAUGUCAACAUCCAACUUGACAACCAGCGAAACGAACUUAUUCAAUUGCAACUGACAUUGACCAUUGCCUCAUUUGCGGUUGCUGUAGAGACUCUGAUUGCUGGUGCGUUUGGGAUGAAUAUCCCUUGUACACUCUUCCAUACCAAUGGGGUCUUCUGGCCGCUUGUCGGUGGUAGUACAGCGGGUUGUAUAUUACUCUUCCUUCUCAUUUUAGGAUAUGCAAGAUGGAAGAAGCUUCUUGGGUCUUGAACUCAUUUUUGAUCUGUUAGGACCAGAAGUGAAAAGAAAAAAAAAUGGCAAUACCGUUGGUUUUUCCCUUUUUUGGGGUGAAAAUUACUGUCUAAAUUCAUUCAUGGCCUUCGCCCCGUUUUUUAAGUUUUGCAAGACAUGGUCUCAUAUUUAGGGAAGACUCUCAUCAAACAAGCACUGUACAAUGUUGGGAACAACAUGGAAGUGCAAUCAUACAAUUUAACCCUGUUUUCUCUUUGUAA
Messenger RNA from Coffea eugenioides, 1941 nucleotides. Its product is annotated as magnesium transporter MRS2-4. The transcript has 4 exons. Gene Ontology annotation, cellular component: membrane. Lineage: Eukaryota; Viridiplantae; Streptophyta; Magnoliopsida; Gentianales; Rubiaceae. Gene Ontology annotation, molecular function: magnesium ion transmembrane transporter activity. Gene Ontology annotation, biological process: magnesium ion transport; transmembrane transport. The record is from RefSeq and is a predicted model, not a curated record. Bases 320 to 1699 code for a protein of 459 amino acids.